AUGGCAGAAGCCAGAAUUUCAGUGGAUCGGGAUGAGUUCACAUGUCCAUUGUGUAUGAAGGAUUCUGAACUAAUCCUAAUCCUAAUUUCCUGUGGACACCGUUUCUGUAAGAGCUGUAUUACAGGCCACUGGGAUCAGGAGGAUCAGAAGAAAGUCUACAGCUGCCCUCGGUGCAUACAGACCUUCAGUCCAAGACCUGCUUUAGCUAAAAACACCAUGCUGGAUGAAGUGGUGGAGAAACUGAAGAAGACUGAACUUCCUGCUGACUGUGACGCUGGAGCUGGAGAUGUGCAGUGUGAUGUCUGUCCUGGAAGAAAAUACAAAGCCGUCAAGUCCUGUCUUGUGUGUCUGAACUCUUACUGUCAGAAUCACCUUGAACAACAUGAAAGUUUGUUUAAAGGGAAGGGACACAGAGUGACUGAUGCCACUGGACGACUGCAGGAGAUGAUCUGUCGGAAACAUGAGAAGCUCCUUGAGCUUUUCUGUCGCACUGACCAGAAAUGCAUAUGUGUGCUGUGUUUGGAUGAACAUAAAAACCAUGACACUGUAUCGGCUGCGGAACAGAGGAUAGAGAAACAGCACCAGUUGCAGAGGGAGUUCCAGCAGAUAAUCCAGCAGAGAGAGAAAGUUCUUCAGCAGCUGAGAGAAGCUGUGGAGUUUCAUAAGCGCUCUGCACAGUCAGCAGUGGAGGACAGUGAGAAGAUCAUUACUGAGCUCAUUCGCUCCAUUGAGAGAAGAUGCUCUGAGGUGACACAGUGGAUCAGAGAUCAGGACAAGACUGAAGUGAGUCAAGCUGAAGAAAAACUAGAGCAACUGGAGCAGGAGAUCAAUGAUCUGAGGAGGAGAGACGCUGAGCUGGACCAGCUUUCACACACACAGGAUCACAUCCAGUUCCUGCAG
Sinocyclocheilus grahami is the source of this 900-nucleotide messenger RNA. RefSeq names its product E3 ubiquitin/ISG15 ligase TRIM25-like. The record is from RefSeq and is a predicted model, not a curated record. The transcript has 3 exons. Gene Ontology annotation, molecular function: zinc ion binding. The annotation marks the transcript as partial. Lineage: Eukaryota; Metazoa; Chordata; Actinopteri; Cypriniformes; Cyprinidae.